AUGACGGAGGAACAGGAUCGAAAGCUGAAGAUCCCGGACAACGCCAAUGUGUUCUACGCCAUGAACUCUACCGCCAACUAUGACUUUGUCCUAAAGAAGCGUACCUCGUCCUCCUCGGCCUCCACCACACCUGUGGCCUCCACGCGUACCCACAAGCGCUCUGUCUCAGGGGUCUGCAACUACAACUCCUCACUGCCGCUCUACAACCAGCAGGUGGGCGACUGUUGCAUCAUCCGUGUCAGCCUGGACGUGGAUAACGGCAACAUGGACAAGAGCAUCUUGGUGGCCAGCCAAGAUAAGGCUCCUACUGUGAUCCGCAAGGCCAUGGACAAGCACAACCUGGAUGAGGACGAGCCAGAUGAUUAUGAACUGGUGCAGAUUAUCUCAGAGGAUCGAGAGCUGAAGAUCCCGGACAACGCCAAUGUGUUCUACGCCAUGAACUCUACCGCCAACUAUGACUUUGUCCUAAAGAAG
Messenger RNA from Elephantulus edwardii (Cape elephant shrew), 474 nucleotides. RefSeq names its product ral guanine nucleotide dissociation stimulator-like. Lineage: Eukaryota; Metazoa; Chordata; Mammalia; Macroscelidea; Macroscelididae. The annotation marks the transcript as partial. The record is from RefSeq and is a predicted model, not a curated record. The transcript is spliced from 3 exons. Gene Ontology annotation, biological process: signal transduction.